GGAGGCUACAAGGUCUCCGAAUCCUAUUAAACUAUCAAUAGUAAACGACAAGAAAAAUAAUAUAGUGAAGGAUUUGAGAGACUUUGUUGAUCUCAACCUAUGUGCUCUCGCCAAAAAGGAGGGUGUUGAUACUGUUCUACAUAAUGCAACAAUGACAACACAAAAAAGAAUUGACAUGGUACCAGGCGGUAGAAUCAGUGAUUAUUUCGGUGAGAAUCUCGAUCGUAAUAUUAUCCAUAUCCUCGUAGAAUCUGUACCAGAGGAGAAUUAG
Molecule: messenger RNA, 271 nt
Organism: Paraglomus occultum
Lineage: Eukaryota; Fungi; Glomeromycota; Glomeromycetes; Paraglomerales; Paraglomeraceae
Source: the annotation of a GenBank genome assembly